UUCGGAAGUCUUAAAUUGUGGUUAAAAAUAUAAUAAAGGACAAUAAACCCUAACAGUCAUUUCUUUCCUUUUCCCAGCGAUAUCCCAGCUGCAGAGAGCUUCCAGACGGGCUCCAGCCGUAUCCGGGCCGACUUUUCACCCCAGACUUCGUACGUUGUGACCUGGGUCGGACAAUGGCCAUUCUCCGGUGUAUCAACACGUUGUUUGAUCCGGAGUCGCGCACCUGCGGCCUCAAUAGGGAACUAGACGACCCGGGCCCUGCCCACCUCCAGGAGUGCCCCUAUCCCCAGCUGUUUGAUGCCAAUCUGAGGAGGUGCGACAACUUUCUCCAUGUGGUCAACACGGACGGGUGUGGUACCCGGACACAGCCCAAACAUUUCUGUGAUUAUGCCAGCACGUGCCCGAGUACACGCUUCCCCACUUGUGACCUCUGCCGGAUAGUCCUCCCUAGCUGCGAGAAAAAAACAAAUGGUAUCCAUAGCAACCCACCGGGAAGGGCAAUAGCUCCGAGUUUUGUGUAUUGCGUGGAGGGUCGCGUCAUGGCUACCUCCCCUUGCCCACCAGGAACUCUGUUCCACGAAUCUGUCAAGUCGUGCGUGCCGAGUUCCAGCAAGAUGUCUGCUCUGGGGCAGCAUGAUGGACGUGAGUGACGGACGUUUUUCUCAGAAAUUGUCGAAAAAUUAUGUUUGUAUCACUGGCAAAAUUGAGGGCAAGCUAGG
Aplysia californica (California sea hare) is the source of this 719-nucleotide messenger RNA. RefSeq lists its product as uncharacterized. Gene Ontology annotation, molecular function: chitin binding. Lineage: Eukaryota; Metazoa; Mollusca; Gastropoda; Aplysiida; Aplysiidae. Gene Ontology annotation, cellular component: extracellular region. The record is from RefSeq and is a predicted model, not a curated record.